UUUUAAAAGCACAACAAAAGCACUCAGCGUCAACUCACAAGACAUCUCAAAUCCAGGUUGAAGGUGUAUGUAGGGAGGGGGGAAAAAACGAAAGAUGAAGCGAAAUAGUUCAACGCUAACCGCCUCCUCUCGAGCUGUGAAAAGAUCCACGUCGGGGAUGCAGCGAGUCCUCCAAAGUUCGAGAUACACGGGCAGCUUCACGGGUUUCCAGAGCCGGAAAGGCUCCAGGAUGCUUUCAGACAGUAAAAUGGGAAGAAGCAUCGUUCAUAGGAAAGCCAUCCGGGUGCUGGAUGAGGACGGCAAUGAUGUGACACCGCGGCCGCUGUAUGAGCCCGAGCCCAAGGACCCGCAUGCCAAGCCACAGAGAUUCUUUUUCGAUGAUUUCUACUCCAGAUGGGACACUUCCAAAUCGUCCUCCUUCUCUCAUGUGCCCUCUUCCGGGUUAUGUAUGUGGAGCACCAGUCUCCCCAGCCUGUCGACCAGAGCCUCACUGGCCUCUCAAAGUCGUGUGGGCUUUAUCAAGUUGGACACCAGCCAGCCACUCGAUUCAACGAGACAAGCGGUCGCUGGGGGACAACAGGCGUCGAAGGAGAUGGCUUUGGAUGAGGUUUUGAACAUCUACUUGACUGAGACGGACACCAUCACACUUCUGGAUCUGCCCAGCACCUGUAUGUCCGAGGAGGCUGAAAACGCACAGGCUGUUAAGGAGAGUAACAUCCUCUAUAUUGAGUUGUGCAACAACAGAUUGGGCAAUGACAAGUACGUUGCGCGAGCCAUGCAGACGUUCGUCGGCGCAGCGAAACACAAAAAACUCCAGAGCGAAAAGAUUGUCAUGCACGAUCAAGGCACCAUCGCCACCAUCUGGGAAAUCUACGACUCGUUCCAGAACGGAGCUCCGAAAGCUGAGAAAGCCGGUGCUGGGGAAUGCACCGUGGAUGUUAGCAAAGAUCUGGAGCGCAUGAGAAGCUUCAGCAGCAUCAGCACAAUAAGCACCGUCAGUACCGGUAGCUCCCUGUUUUCCAUCAAGAUGCAAGGGGGCGAUCUCAGCGACGUGCCAGAGCUUCAGCUGAUCUUCAAGUCGGAGACGUUCCAACGCAAUUUGCUCAUCAUGGAACGCUGCCUCGUCGCCAACAUUUUUCAACCCAAGCUGGCCGCUUACAGAAACCUCCCGGAGAUAAAAGUGCUGCCUCCUGAGCCUGAGUGUGAGAAGCUGGACAAGGAAGAGGAGGAGGAGGAGGAAGAGGAGGUAGAGAUGGUGGGGGAGGAGGUGAAGGAGCUUAAGGAGGAGGUGAAGGAGCUGAAGGAGGAAGAGGAGCAGGUGAAAGAGGAAGAGAAUGAGGAGGGAAAGGAAGAAGGGGAGGAGGAGGAGGAGGAAGAGGAAGCGGCCGAUCCAUCUCUGGAACUUCUCUGGACCUUUAGUUGCGAGCUCAGCAAAGGACGAAACAUCACCUGCAUGGCUUGGAACAAAAAGAACUCGGAUCUGCUUGCAGUGGGCUACGGUGACUUCUGCCCUGGGAGAACAGGCCUAAUCUGCUGCUGGUCCAUAAAAAACUUGAGCUGGCCAGAGCGUCACUACCACUGUCACAGCAGCAUCACAGCGCUGGAUUUCUCCUCCACUAACCCCGACAAACUGGCAGUGGGGCUGCACGACGGCACGGUCGCCAUCUUCAGUGUGCGCAAUCGAGACAGCCACACAUUCCUCGCCAGCAGCAUGGAUUGCAGUCGGAGGCACGUUCAUCCAGUCUGGCAAAUCACCUGGGCCAAACAAGAAUUGGGCCUUUCUGAAGAGGACACAGUGGAAUCCAUCGUGUCCGUGUCGGAGGACGGACGUGUCCUCAAGUGGCUCCUGUGCAGCCACGGCCUGGAGGGCAUUGACAUGCUGGAACUGAGGAGAAUCCAAGACGGCAUCAAGAAGGCCGAAGGCAACAAAACCAAGAAAGAGGGUAUUUUAGUUUCCACCGCGACGCCUGGUCUUUGUUUGGAUUUUCACCCCAAAGAUCCCAGUAUCUACUUGGCUGGCACGUCAGAAGGCGUUAUCCACAAGUGCUCCGUGUCCAACCAUCAUCAUUACCUGGCCCUUUAUCAGAAACACCUUUGCCCAGUCAACCAAGUGGAAUGGUCACCAUUUAGCCUCGACGUUUUCCUGAGCUGCUCCGCUGACUGGACCAUCCAGCUAUGGAAGGAGGACUGCCUGAUGCCGGUAAUGGGCUUCACCUCCAUCCAGAGUCCCGUGCUUUCCGUCAGUUGGUGCCCACUCUGGCCCUCGGUAUUUGCCUCCAUCAAAAGUGAACAGCUGGAGAUUUGGGACCUGAACUCUUCCUUGCUGGACCCAGUCAUCGUUGAGCCCGCCGCACGAGGCAUCACCAUGACGUCCUUCCUCUUCGCCAGGAGCUCAGAUUGCAUCCUGGUCGGGGACUCUAGUGGACAAGUGAACUUCUACAGGAUCAAGGACCUCAGCGUUGGGCCGGGCAAGACGGUGCCAAGUUUGAAAGAACUCAUUCACUUUCCUUCCAGUAGUUAGUAGUUUUAACAAACAAAUUAAGUGCUACUGACAUGUCCCUAAAAGUAUUUUUGUUUCAAUCAGUGUCUGAUGUGGUCCAUGUGACCGUCAACAUGUAUGUAUGUAUAAUCUACCCAAUGCUUCCAUGUGACUCUCAAUUAGAGUUUCAUGUUUUUUAUUUGAGUCACGUUUCAAGUUUCUAUUGGAGUCAUGUUUCUUCUUGAGUCUUGUUUCAUGUGGGAAAUGGAACUUACUAUAUGACAAAAAUUAUAAGGAAACAUAAUACACAUUAAUGAAAUGUAAAUUUAAUACCCAUAUUACCAUACAAAUCGAUACACACAAGUCACUGAUGGUGUCGUGGUGCAUUCUUUCCCAUUCUUGCUUGAUGUACAGCUUCAGCUGUUCAACAG
This is a messenger RNA of Phycodurus eques (leafy seadragon), 2910 nucleotides long. It is a transcript of the gene dnai4, whose product is annotated as dynein axonemal intermediate chain 4. Gene Ontology annotation, biological process: cilium movement. The transcript has 17 exons. Bases 95 to 2521 code for a protein of 808 amino acids. Gene Ontology annotation, molecular function: dynein light chain binding; dynein heavy chain binding. Gene Ontology annotation, cellular component: axonemal dynein complex. NCBI's taxonomy places the organism in Eukaryota, Metazoa, Chordata, Actinopteri, Syngnathiformes, Syngnathidae. The record is from RefSeq and is a predicted model, not a curated record.